This is a messenger RNA of Pochonia chlamydosporia 170, 393 nucleotides long. RefSeq lists its product as hypothetical. Lineage: Eukaryota; Fungi; Ascomycota; Sordariomycetes; Hypocreales; Clavicipitaceae. The transcript has a single exon. The record is from RefSeq and is a predicted model, not a curated record. The coding region runs from base 1 to 393 and encodes 130 amino acids.
AUGCAAUGCCGUUCGAAGUGGUGUGGAUGCUCUCCAGCAGGUGGACGCCAACGUCACAGAACUUUGUCGUUCCGGAGUGGCGUACGGAGUAACGACACAGGGGCUGCAGAACCUCACUGUUGGAUGGCGCCUACGUUUCGGCCGCAAAUGGCAUUCGUUACGCGAAAUAUAUCAGAUAGUCGCAACUCUAUAUUAACCACACGGACAGGUUCACGGGGCAUACGAACUACACAGGUGAACCGAAGGUCCCGAGUCGUCUGCUGCUUUGGCUUAGGACGGCCAAGUUUACGAAGUUGUUCCCUUCAUCCCGGAACAUGUCGAGGCUCCAAUUUCUGCGAGCAGCUCGGUGAAGUCUCCGAUUGCACUGAGCCGGUUCUGUGUCCCUUGCGUUGA